AUGGCGCAUAUAUUGAGAGUGGGAAGUAAAAAGAAAAAGUUACAAGACAUUGCAAUGUCGGUGCAUAGUAUGUGCAAAGGCAAGGCCAUUCAAAUAGAAGGAAUAGGUCUGCAGAACAGCAUUAAAAAGACUGCAGAAAAGAAUGGCGUUGAACCUGGAAGUUAUUUGGCAGAUAUGUGUCCAUUCUUAAGCAGAUGGAUUUUGUGCAGCAAAAGUGAAAACACUAUCAAAUCUUACUUCAAUGCUUUUAAAAGAUGGGAGGUUUUCAUCACAACACAAGGACACAGUGCGUUACCGGCAAGUCCGAUCCACGUAGCAAUACAUUUGUAUUUGACGCAUUUAUUACAGUCGGGGGCAUCUCAAUAUCCCGUAAACAAUGCGGUAUACGCUAUUAAGUGGGCUCAUGAUUGUGCGGGUUGAACUGAUCCAACGAAAAAUUCAUUUGUUAAUUCUGUUCAAGAAGCUGCAAGACGAAAAGCCAGCCAUAGUAUCCAGACGAAAGAACCUAUCACCAAGGAUGUGUUAUUUGCACUUUGUGAUACAUUUAUUGAUGAAAGUGAUUUGUUAAUUGUAAGAAAUAUUACAAUGAUUUUGUUUUGUUUUGCCGGUUUCCUUAGGUUCGAUGAGGUUAGCUCAUUAACAUUUAAUGAUGUGAUUGUACGUGAUGAUUACUUAGUGCUGUUUAUUAAGAAAUCCAAAACAGAUCAGUGCAGGCAAGGAAGCGAAGUUCUUAUCGCUAAAGCAACGUCUGCAUCUCCAGUCAAUAUGUAUUUGAGAUAUUUAGAUCUUCUGGGUAUUCAUUCUUUAAGGGCAGGUGGGGCGACUGUGGCAGCGAAUUCGAACGUUGAUGAAACAUGUUUGAAAAGGCACGGUAGAUGGAAAAGUGGCACUGCCAAAGAUGGCUAUAUAGUGGAUUCUUUGGGGAAACGCCUUUUGGUGUCAAAAUCACUGGAGUUAUAGGAGUUUUUCUGUCACAGUCGGUUGUUUUUUCCACCCCCUUCUUUGUAUUUUCUAGAGCAAUCACGACUGG
Messenger RNA from Ostrea edulis (European flat oyster), 1030 nucleotides. Its product is annotated as integrase/recombinase xerD homolog. Gene Ontology annotation, molecular function: DNA binding. Lineage: Eukaryota; Metazoa; Mollusca; Bivalvia; Ostreida; Ostreidae. Gene Ontology annotation, biological process: DNA integration; DNA recombination. The record is from RefSeq and is a predicted model, not a curated record.